Molecule: messenger RNA, 968 nt
Organism: Coccidioides posadasii C735 delta SOWgp
Lineage: Eukaryota; Fungi; Ascomycota; Eurotiomycetes; Onygenales; Onygenaceae
Source: RefSeq, a predicted model, not a curated record
CACAAUUGGCGCGCUGACAGGAAGACCCGUACCCACAAGCAACCACCAUGAGCCGUCCAAACGAUUGAAAGGCAAGGCAAGAAAACAGGCGCGUGAGAAUAAAUCUUCCUCUGUUGCCCCAACUUCUGCAACCCCCAAACUUCCCACGCACACAAUUGCAGCCAAAGAAUUUGUCAGUUUGGCAAACUAUAUUGCCGCCACCACCAAUCCUCCCGUCAAUAUUCCGGCGAGCAUCAUGACAGUCCUAGACCGGGCUAUUUCCAUUCGACGUGAUCAUGGGACACAAGUCACUUCUCAUCUUCCCAGGGACGCCAAAUCCAAAGCAGCCGAUGACCGACACAGUCAUUUCAUUGAGAUACUGGAACAUGUCCGGGAUGUCCUGCAUUCUCAAAUGGGGAGUGACCAAGUGAAGGGUCCUUUAAGUAAACCAGUUGGGGAAGAGCCACCCACAAUCUUGAAGAAUGUGACAAACAAGUUUGACCACCUUGAGGUUCAGGAGCCAUCUGAAGGGAUUCACCAUGCUCCAAAUCUUACUCCUACAUCCAGCACCAAAGCGAAGCAGGAGGUUACCUUUGAAGCAGAACAUCUCCAGGAUUUUGAAGAGGCUUACCUUGGCUUUAAUCUCCUACUUCAUGACUACCACAAUCUCCGAACAGUCAUUCUGCGUACAUGGGAAGGAUAUCAAUCUGGAGUAGUCGACCUGGUGUGCGCUUCUCUCAUGACCAACGCAGCAAUUGACAUUGCCAGGCGAAUGCAAGGAGAUGUCGAGCAGCUCUAUGACAAAUACGGCGGAUCCGGGGAGAUGUUAGGCGCCUCCUACGCAGCCACUUUAGCAAACUUCUUUUCCACCCAGGAUCAGCCUACCACGUGACACAACAGCAGGGCACAGCACACGAUGACUCCGGGCCGUCCCGUUAGCAAAUGCAUCUUCUGCAGCCCAGGGAUGAACACGACUCUUCCUUCUGGCA